This is a messenger RNA of Sciurus carolinensis (gray squirrel), 3150 nucleotides long. It is a transcript of the gene Lsamp, whose product is annotated as limbic system associated membrane protein. NCBI's taxonomy places the organism in Eukaryota, Metazoa, Chordata, Mammalia, Rodentia, Sciuridae. The transcript is spliced from 9 exons. The coding region runs from base 502 to 1587 and encodes 361 amino acids. Gene Ontology annotation, biological process: homophilic cell-cell adhesion. Gene Ontology annotation, cellular component: neuron projection; plasma membrane. The record is from RefSeq and is a predicted model, not a curated record.
GAGAAACAGGAAGGGAGGAGGGGGAGAGAGACUCUGGGCUGCCGCUGCUGCUGCGUGGCAGUUUCUUUACACUCCCUGGCAGCUUGGAGCCGGCUCCCUCGCCGGCCUGGGAAAGUGGGUUACACAGGGAAGGAGCUCAGCUCCGACGCUGGCACAAGAGCAUCCAGUCACAGAGAGACCAGGGAAGCACCUCUGCCUUUGGCAGUCCUCUCUUCAUCCUUUCUAGAGGGUUUUGCAUUUGUACUCUCUGUUGAAAUUUUGUUCCUCGGACUUUCCUCCUCACCCCUGCUAGUGUUUUAUGAGGGCUUUGUUAAGACUUAGAGGGAAAAGAGACUGAGGUGGGGUGAAGAGAGUGGCAAAGUGGAAGGGGCCACAGACUGGAGAAGCCCGACCUGCCUUGGCGGUUGAUGACAGCCCGGUGUUAGUAAAGCCCCUCUCCACGGCGAGCAGCGCGCACACCCCUCGGAGCACCCCGCGGACCCGCACCUCGCCUUGGCCACGAUGGUCGGGAGAGUUCAGCCCGAUCGGAAACAGUUGCCGCUGGUCCUACUGAGAUUGCUCUGCCUUCUUCCCACAGGACUGCCGGUUCGCAGCGUGGAUUUUAACCGAGGCACGGACAACAUCACCGUGAGGCAGGGGGACACGGCCAUCCUCAGAUGUGUUGUAGAAGACAAGAAUUCGAAGGUGGCCUGGUUGAACCGUUCUGGUAUCAUUUUUGCUGGACAUGACAAGUGGUCUCUGGAUCCCCGGGUUGAGCUGGAGAAACGCCACUCUCUGGAAUACAGUCUCCGCAUCCAGAAGGUGGAUGUCUACGAUGAGGGUUCCUACACAUGCUCCGUACAGACACAGCAUGAGCCCAAGACCUCCCAAGUUUACUUGAUUGUGCAAGUUCCACCAAAGAUCUCCAACAUCUCCUCGGAUGUCACUGUGAACGAGGGCAGCAAUGUGACCCUGGUCUGUAUGGCCAAUGGCCGCCCUGAACCUGUUAUCACCUGGAGACACCUUACACCGACCGGAAGAGAAUUUGAAGGAGAAGAAGAAUAUCUGGAGAUCCUUGGCAUCACCAGGGAGCAGUCAGGCAAAUAUGAGUGCAAAGCCGCCAAUGAGGUCUCCUCAGCGGAUGUCAAACAAGUCAAGGUCACUGUGAACUAUCCUCCCACUAUCACAGAGUCCAAGAGCAACGAAGCCACCACAGGCCGACAAGCUUCACUCAAAUGUGAGGCCUCUGCGGUGCCAGCGCCUGACUUUGAAUGGUACCGGGAUGACACCAGGAUAAACAGUGCCAAUGGCCUUGAAAUCAAGAGCACGGAGGGCCAGUCCUCCCUGACUGUGACCAACGUCACUGAGGAGCAUUAUGGCAACUAUACCUGCGUGGCUGCCAACAAGCUGGGGGUCACCAAUGCCAGCCUAGUCCUUUUCAAGCGUGUUUUACCCACAAUUCCCCACCCCAUUCAAGAAAUUGGCACCACCGUGCACUUCAAGCAAAAAGGACCUGGAUCGGUGAGAGGAAUAAAUGGAUCCAUCAGUCUGGCCGUACCACUGUGGCUGCUGGCAGCGUCUCUGCUCUGCCUUCUCAGCAAAUGUUAAUAGAAUAAAAAUUUAAAAAUAAUUUAAAAAACACACAAAAAUGCGUCACACAGGAUACAGAGAGAGAGAGAGAGAGAGAGAGCGAGAUGGGGGGAGACCGUUUAUUUCACAACUUUGUGUGUUUAUAAAUGAAGGGGGAAAUAUGAAAAUGAAGCUGCAAAUACAACAUUGAAAACAAUUUUGAAGUCCAUCAAUAAAAAUUUGGUAUAAUCAGGGUGGGAAAAGCUCUACCAGGAUGUGUGUAUAUCUGCUAAGGAAAUGAAUGCCGUGCUAAGAACAUCCAGAUGUUGUAAAAACAGGACGAGUAAAGAAGUACCAGAUGGAUACUGACUUCCCCACGCACACUUAUCCUUCCUUCCUUCAUCCUUCGUCAUCUAUGGGGAAAAAAAUAAGGUCUUGCCUUUGGUGUUAUACUUCCAUAAUCUUUCUAUUGUGUUUUCCAUUCAAGCCAAACUGUAGUCAUCUCAGACUCUCCAUGGACUCUUGCGUUGAGCCUUUUAUCAGACUCUCUUGCCUCCACUCUCUCUCCGACUUUUGAGAUCAUUCCCUCUCCCUCCAGUGUGUUCUAUCUCCCACGCUCAUUCCAAAUAGUCCCUUUUUGCCCACCCACCCCCAACUCUUCACCCCCUCCAACCCCCAGAGCACCAGUCAUGCCGCAAAUGCUAGGAAGUGCCAUUUUAAUUUUCUCCACUGUGUGCGUGUGCUCAAGUCUCUCCCUCUCACGUGGGUGUACAUGUGUGUGAGCGUGUGUGUGUCUCUCUCUAAAGCAUGCCAAGGGAAUGGUCCAUGUGUACAUAGACUCAUCGUGCUGUAGAUACUGUCCUGCAUUGUAAUUGUAAGAUGCGGCUAUAACCAGUUGCUGGGGGAGAUGGCGGGGAGGGAGGCAAGGAGCAGAGGCCCUCCCCGUCCAUUCCUGUCACAUGACAUCAGUGUGUAUUCAAACCAAGUUGUGCCCCUUCCAAGGGCAGGACCCCAUAUUCCUCUCAGUCCCAUCAUCAGAACCUAGUCAGGAGUCACUCAGAAUAUCACUGUAAAUGAAAGUGCCUACCAUUGAUGGGGUCAGCAAACAGUAGAAAAAAUUAGUGAUGGGGAUGAAAUGGCCUAGAAGAGAAGGUUUCUGAUUUCACUUUUAUUUCAUGAGUCGGAGGGAUUCAUAUGUUUUCUGGUGUUUAAUAGACUGGGCCCUGCUCUGCUGCAGGACUGAGCAACAUGUAUUAAGCAGAUCCCCAGGAAACAGAAAGGUCUCAAGUGUUAUCUCCUAUCUGGAGAAUGAUGAGCCACGUGGAGAUCCUAAACAAACCUAUUUUGCCUCCUCCCUAACCUUCAAAUAACACUGCAUUUGCCCCAUGAAACCCCCUGAGCAGAGAUUGUUUCCUCUUUCAGAUGAAUACAGUGAGAGUGAGCAAAACAGGCAAAGUAGACAGAAGCCCAAGUCCCAUCCUGUGUUCUGAAGAUACUGUCAGAGCACUAAGAAAAAGCACUGGCUAAACCAAAAGGAAAAUUGCUCCCUGUGCUCCUUUACAGAUUUUCAUUCUGGUGUUCUUGGCUGAUUCUAGGUUUGGC